Aspergillus piperis CBS 112811 is the source of this 705-nucleotide messenger RNA. RefSeq lists its product as uncharacterized. The record is from RefSeq and is a predicted model, not a curated record. Bases 1 to 705 code for a protein of 234 amino acids. The transcript is spliced from 2 exons. NCBI's taxonomy places the organism in Eukaryota, Fungi, Ascomycota, Eurotiomycetes, Eurotiales, Aspergillaceae.
AUGGCUACCAGCGUUCCUAACCAUCGCAUGAUUGAGAACAAAAUCUGUGCUGAUGGUGCUUUUAUUGUCAUUAUAUCAAGAGCUGUUUUGUUCGAAAUCACCCUGCGAGCCUCUGAAUUCUUCGGCACCUCUCUAGAAUCACAGGUUAAUGAGUGGCUGAAGAAAGUUAACAGAAGUGAAAAAGCCACAGAUUUCGAAGAAGCCUCCAACGAUAGCGAAAAUUUCGAAGAAUUCUGGGACUGCCUACAAAGUUUUACCUUUCCUCGAGCUCACGCACUGCAGUUGCUGCCAAUUGAUAAACUAAUCACAGCGGUUCCCACUGUUUAUAGAUGCUUUUCCAAAUCUACUCUUCCCACGAUAAGCGCGUCAAUUUCAGGCCUUCCUCCUGGUGUCCCCAAGGUCAGCGCAGCCGAUGUGCUCAUUUACCAGGACCCAGAUAGCGAAUUCGACCAUACCUGUGACAUACCGCGACAUGUCCAGGUAGCGGAACGCGGCCUACUUUUUAAACCUGCCAACAAUACCAGUGCUUUCAUCAAUGAAGUAUCAGCGCUCAGCCGUGUUUCAGAACUCGGCCUGUCAAUCAAUGUGUCGAAGCUCUAUGCUAUCGUGCUAUCUGAGAAUGGGAAGAUAAUCCUUGGCAUCUUGAUUGAUUGGCUUCCAUUCGGGUCACGAAAUCUCUGGAGCGACACAUUAGCCAUCGCCUGA